This is a messenger RNA of Chilo suppressalis (striped riceborer), 2019 nucleotides long. Lineage: Eukaryota; Metazoa; Arthropoda; Insecta; Lepidoptera; Crambidae. The record is from the annotation of a GenBank genome assembly.
AUGCUAUUAAAAGCAAUCGUUCUCUUGAAACUAUUUUGGUUUGCGUUAGUAAAUGGCAAGAACAAUGAUCUGCUUAAUGCGGUAACUUCAUUUUUGGUGCAAGAUCAUCGACCCACGUCUGUGCUGAUACCGAAUUUGUGCUGGGAACAACAUCAAGUAAAAAUACUGGCAAAGCAGUUGAGCCAAACCGGUAUAAGAAUAUCGGACUCCUUGGAACAGAACAAAAAUGAGUUUUACCUACAACAUUUGGUGGUGAUGGUUGAUUUAGCAUGUCCUGGAGUCGAUCACUUUCUAGAGAAAGCCAACAAAGAUGGCUACUUCAAAUCACCUUAUCGCUGGUUGAUGUUCAAUUUACGCAACGAUUAUAAUGGUACUAAUAUUUUAGAAGCUAUUGACAUGUUGGUGGACAGUGAUGUUGUAGCCGUCAAUGAAGUCGAAGACAACACGUUUGAGUUCAUUGAAGUUUACAGAGUGGCUAAGAAUUCUGAUUUGAUCUACACAACGAGAUCAAUGUGGUUUCCCACAAAUAAAGAUUUAAAUAAUUCAUUAUCAGAGGUUACUGGUACUGACAACAUAAAACCGUAUGCAAGUACUUACCAAAAGAAAACAACCUUCGGAUUAAUGUCAGACCUAAAUAAUGAUAACACAGCAGUACAAGCUCGAGGCUUUUUGAAAGACUACAGACUAUCGAAAGUGUUAUCAUCGAAAAGGCACAAUUUGAGGAGACAUACAUUGACGAUGGUUAACGUAAUAACUGAUAGCAACGAAACGCGAAAACAUUUGGAUGAUAGAUUGUAUCUCCAUCAAGACUCGAUCACCAAAAUGUCUUACACCGCGGUGAAGAUUUGCUUUGAAAUGUUAAACGCGUCUGAAAAGCUGAUAUUCACUCAUACGUGGGGAUACAAAGACAAGCAUGGCAACUGGCAGGGCAUAGUUGACUACCUCGACAAAAAGGAGGCAGAUUUAGGAACUCUCACGAUUUUCACGCAAGAGCGGAUGGAGAUAAUCGACUACAUCGCCAUGGUGGGGUCCACCGCUGUAAAAUUCGUAUUCCGAGAGCCGCCCCUCUCCUACAUCUCUAAUAUCUUCACUCAACCCUUCAGCCGCGCAGUCUGGCUCGCCAUCAUCGUCUGCGUACUUGGCUGUUCUGUGUUUCUUUAUAUCACCUCUAAAUGGGAAGCCAGCAUAAGUAUGCAUCAAUUCCAAUUGAAUGGAUCAUGGGCUGAUAUUAUUAUUCUGAUAAUCGGUGCGGUACUUCAACAAGGGUGUACUUUGGAACCGAGAUAUGCUGCUGGUAGGACCGUGACACUUCUCUUAUUCCUGGCUCUGACGAUUCUGUAUGCGGCGUAUUCCGCCAACAUAGUGGUGUUGCUCAGGGCGCCAAGCUCGUCGGUGAGGACGCUUUCCGAUCUUCUGAACUCGCCCCUGAAACUUGGAGCAAGCGACUUUGAGUACAACAGAUACUUUUUCAAGAAAUUGAACGAGCCAAUACGCAAGGCAAUUUACGACAAGAAAAUUGCUCCGAAAGGGAAGAAACCUAAUUUUUACUCCAUGAAAGAAGGCGUAGAAAAAAUAAGACGGGGAUUGUUUGCUUUCCACAUGGAGUCAAACCCGGGCUAUCGCCUAAUCCAAGAAACUUAUCAAGAGGACGAGAAAUGUGAUUUGGUGGAGAUAGAUUACAUAAACGAAAUUGAUCCUUGGGUACCAGGCCAGAAAAAAUCCCCAUAUAAAGAUCUCUUCAAAAUAAACUUCAUAAAGAUCCGCGAGUCCGGCAUCCAAUCUUGCAUCCAUCGGCGGCUGCACGUGCCGCGGCCGCGCUGCUCGGGCGCCGUGUCAGCGUUCAGCAGCGUCGGCAUCGCUGACAUGUACCCCGCCAUGCUGGCCACCGUGUACAUGACACUACUUGCGCCGGUCGUACUACUGUUGGAGCUGGCUUACCACCGCCUCGCCAGCAGUGUUACUACAGGAAGUGGCCUAUCUCCGCAAGCGGGCUUUCUUGAUUUGAAAUUAGUUAUAUAG